UAUAUAAAUCAAAUAUUUAUUAUAUCUUGGCACAAAUCAUGUUCGAUACAACUAAAUACUUUCCACGUUCGGUUGACUCGGAUCACCCAUCCCAACUAGAGCCCAAUGAGCCCACACCUUUCCAUAUUCCAGUUACCUAUGAGAUGGUUCAUAAUCUGGUGGGCAAUUCACCGGAUCUCGGUGGCAUAGAAGUAGCAUCAGGAGGUGAACAGGACACUGAAGAUGGGGAAAGUGUAGAGACCACUGCCGCUGCAACUCCCCAAUUGAUGAUUAUUUUCGAGGAGGGGGACUUCAAUAGUGCCCUGCACUUUCUCAUAGAAUCCGUUCACAAUCCCUCUGCCCCAAAUGCGGUGGCCAUGGUUCUGGUUGAGGAGAAAAUCCGCGAAGAGAUCGUCAAGAGAAUUGAGCCUAGAGUACGACCCCCUUGUAAAUGUGGGGCCUCCAAUCUGGAGGAAAUUAAAGCUGACACUUCUGAGGUCGCCCCUCCACGGGUGUGCAAGUGCCCCCUUAAAGCGAUCGGAGGGGAUUACCCAACUGGGUCCAUCACUUUUCACACAUUUCGCAACAGCCAGGAGGCCAUCGACAUUUGCCAGCGGGAAACGCUGCCCUUCGCAUCCGUCUCCAUUUGGAACGAGAAUCUGGACUGGUGCUACGAACUGGUGGUGGCCCUCAGUUCUCCACAUUUCUUUCUGAACUGCACGAAUGUGGACUUGUCACCGAUCUCCAGGCAACUCACAGCCAAGCAAAAUUACGUGGCAGUUGAAAACGGAUUCCAUUUCGAGAGCCUGCACAUCUACAAUCAAUUCAAGGUGAUUGUCUUUCCCAUCGGUGAAUUAAUCUUGCCAAAACCCGAAAAUUUACAGGAGGAGCCAGAGCCCAUCUCCUUUUUGGAAUCUUAGGAUUACAAAAUUUUGUUUGUUUCCUCAUCAUAAACAUCACUUUUGCUAAAUACAAAUUUCAAGUUA
Messenger RNA from Drosophila rhopaloa, 965 nucleotides. RefSeq lists its product as uncharacterized. The transcript has a single exon. The record is from RefSeq and is a predicted model, not a curated record. The coding region runs from base 39 to 899 and encodes 286 amino acids. Gene Ontology annotation, molecular function: oxidoreductase activity. Lineage: Eukaryota; Metazoa; Arthropoda; Insecta; Diptera; Drosophilidae.